CAAAUGGAAGAUACCAUUGACACCGCCAUGGGGGUGUUCUCUUAUCAGUACCCGACAUCCAAUGACAGUUUACUGUUCAACAUCAUCCCAACCCACUUCCCCCCCCUGCCACCCAUAAUAGACCAGUCCAUCAGCUUCACCACUAUAGUGGUCCUCUUCAUCACCAUGGUUUCACUGGGCUGUACCAUGGAGGUGUCCAAGAUCAAGACCCACAUCCUGAAACCUAAAGGAGUAACCAUCGCAGCGGUGGCCCAGUUCGGAGUAAUGCCCCUCACUGCCUUUUCAUUGGCUAAGGUGUUACAGCUGGGGCCAAUGGAGGCUGUAGCGGUGCUGAUCUGUGGAUGCUGUCCAGGGGGAAACGUCUCCAAUAUACUGGCCCUGGCACUGAAGGGAGACGUGAACCUCAGUAUUGUGAUGACUACCUGCUCUACAUUCCUAGCCCUGGGUAUGAUGCCACUGCUCCUCUACCUGUAUUGCCAGGGCUUCUCCAACCUGGAGAGUGCUGUUCCCUACACUGGUAUCACAUUGGCCCUGGUCAUGACUCUGUUCCCUUGCGGCAUCGGCAUCCUCAUCAACUACUACAGGCCACAGUACUCCAAGACCAUUACCAAGAUCGGGCUGUCCCUCCUGUUGAUAUCCAUGGUAGUGAUCGGCCUAUUGGCCAGCGUGACCAGAGGAAGAAUGAAUAUGAUGCUGACCGUCCUGUCCCCUCAACUAAUGGCCACUGCUGCCCUCAUGCCCCUCAUUGGCUACACUUUCGGAUACGUCCUUUCAUACCUGUUCAGACUCAAUAAGAUCGGGCAGAGGACCAUCGCCAUGGAGACGGGAUGUCAGAACAUCCAGCUGUGUUCCGCCAUUUUGAAGGUGGCGUUCCCUCCCGAUGUGAUUGGUCCGCUCUACCUCUUCCCUAUAGUCUACAUAGUGUUCCAGGUGGGAGAGGCUUUACUGCUCAUCGUCCUCUUCUGGGUUCACCAGAGGUUCUUUAAAACAACAAAGAAAGGUAGGCUUGACUGA
Salvelinus fontinalis (brook trout) is the source of this 1014-nucleotide messenger RNA. Its product is annotated as hepatic sodium/bile acid cotransporter-like. Gene Ontology annotation, molecular function: bile acid:sodium symporter activity. The record is from RefSeq and is a predicted model, not a curated record. Bases 4 to 1014 code for a protein of 336 amino acids. Gene Ontology annotation, cellular component: membrane. The transcript is spliced from 6 exons. Gene Ontology annotation, biological process: bile acid and bile salt transport. Lineage: Eukaryota; Metazoa; Chordata; Actinopteri; Salmoniformes; Salmonidae.